AUGGCAAGAAAGAAGUCUGCUACUAAAAAAGCUCGUGAAGAAGCUGAAAAAGCUGAACAAUUAAAACUUGAAGCUCAAAAGAAACAAAUUGAAGAAGAAGAAGAUUCAAAUUCAAAUGAUGAAGAAUCAGAAGAAUCUGAAGAAGAAGAUGAUUUUGGUGAAUUAAUUACUGAAGAUGUUGAUCAAGGUAUUGAAAAAGUUUUACAAGCUAUUAAAACUGGUGAUAAGGCAUUAUUUGAUCCAAAAGUUCGUUUUUUUAAAGAAUUAGAAGAAGCUAAUGAAAAAAAUUCUAAAAAAGAAAAACCAAUUUAUUUAAAAGAUUAUCAUAGAAUGAAUUUAUUAUCUGGUGAUGCAUUAAAAGAAAAUGAAGAAUUAGAUCAAGAAGAAUUUAAGACUUAUGAUCAAGAAAAACAAGAAGAACGUGAUGAAGUUUUAUCAGAAAUUAAAAAUGCAUUUGCACAAGCUGGUGAAGAUGAUGAAGAUAAUGAAGAUGAUGAUGAAGAUGAUGGAUUUUUAAAGAAAAAAGAAUCUAAAGCUGAUGAAGAAGAUGAAUCAAUUCAGAGUAGAUUACCAAAUCCAGAAGUUGAUGAAGAAAAGUUUUUAUUAGAAUUUGCCAAUAAACAUGCAUGGAUCCCACAAAAAGGUGAUAAAAUAAUAAAUCUAGAUAAAAGAGGUGAAGAAGAUGAUGAAGAAUUUGAUGAUGCUGCUGAUAAAUUUGAAAAUGCAUAUAAUUUUAGAUAUGAAGAUCCAAAUGCUGCAGAAAUUAUAAGUUAUGCACGUAAUCAAGCAACAGUUAGAAGAAAUGAAACUGGUGGUCGUAGAUUGAAAAGAGAAAAAGAGAAACAAGAAGCUAAAAAAUUAAAAGAAGAACAAGAGAAACAAAUUAAUAAGAAAAAAAAUGAAAAAGUUAAUAAAUUAGCUAAUAUCUUGGAACAAAUUAAAAAUGAUUAUGGUGCUGAAAUUAAUGAAGAUCUUGUUAAGAAAAUUAGUAAUUCAUUACUUGAUAAAGAUUUUGAUGAUUCUCAAUGGGAUAAUUUAUUACAAGAAAUUUUCAAUGAUGAUUUUUAUAAUGAUGAUGCUAAAAAACCAACUUGGGAUGAUGAUGAUGAAAUUAUGAAAGAUUUCAAACCAAGUAAACAAGAUGAUGAUGAAGAUGAAGGUGAAGAUUUAGGUGAAGAAGAAGAAGAAGGUGAAGCUGAAGAAGAAACCAAAGAAAAAGAUGAAGAUUCUGAAGAACCACCAAAGAAGAAAUCUAAAAAGGAUGAAUUAAAAGAAAAGAAAGAUAAAAAGAAGGAGAAAAAACGUCUCAAGGAAUUAGCUGAAAAGGCAGUUGAAGCUAAUAAAUUAAAAUUAGUUGAUCAAAUUGAAGAAGAACGUGAAGGUCGUUCAAAAGAAAAGAAAGAAACUUUUAAAUAUCGUGAAGUUUCACCAGAAACUUUUGGUUUAACAACAAGAGAAAUUUUAAUUGCUGAUGAUACUCAAUUAAAUGAAUUUGUUGGUUUGAAAAAAUAUGCACCAUAUAGACCAAAAGAUCAAAGAAUUAAAGAUAGAAGAAAAUUAGCAAAAGCUAAACAAUUAAAAGAAUGGAGAAAAAAAGUUUUCAAAAAUGAAAAUGGUCCACAAGUUGAAGAUGAUAAAGAAGGUGAUAUUAAAAUUCCAGUAAAUGAAGAUAAAAAGAAGAAGAAUAAAAAAAGAAAACAUAAUAAAGUAUAG
This is a messenger RNA of Hansenula ciferrii, 1713 nucleotides long. RefSeq names its product Kri1p (gene KRI1). The record is from RefSeq and is a predicted model, not a curated record. Gene Ontology annotation, cellular component: 90S preribosome; nucleolus. Bases 1 to 1713 code for a protein of 570 amino acids. NCBI's taxonomy places the organism in Eukaryota, Fungi, Ascomycota, Saccharomycetes, Phaffomycetales, Wickerhamomycetaceae. The transcript has a single exon. Gene Ontology annotation, biological process: endonucleolytic cleavage in ITS1 to separate SSU-rRNA from 5.8S rRNA and LSU-rRNA from tricistronic rRNA transcript (SSU-rRNA, 5.8S rRNA, LSU-rRNA).